CAGCCUCUCCUCUUCGUUUCGCGCGAUCCCUACUGAUAAAGACUUCCAUUUCUUUUACAAUUUCGAUGAGUUCAAGCAGCCAAUCCAAGAAAUCGCUGAGAAAUCGCAGUCCAUGCUUCAAAGCAUUGGCUCCUCGGCACAAGUUAGAGGCAAACCUGUGAAAUUCUCCGAGGAAGUUGAUACUGACGAGGCCUACGAUAUACUUGUAAACUUUAACGACGAAAUCUUGGAGCAAUUUGAUAUGUCGACGGACGAGUUUGAAGGAAUUCGCAAGAAGGAAGAGGAAGUGGGCCGGUCUCUGGGAACGGUGGCUGAUUGUGAAGAUGGAUUUGUGAUGGUGCUCGGAAAGAAAAAGAAAGGUCCUAACAACUCGCUGAGUGAGUCUUCAGCACCGAGUGGAAAUGAGGAAUUGAGUGGGGUGAAGGUGGCCUCGAGGGAUAAUAAGGCUUCUGCGACCGGGAAGGCGAAAGUUCCGUUUCAUAUACCGACAAUAAGAAGGCCACAGGAUGAAUAUCACAUCGUGGUGAAUAACACGAACCAGCCGUUUGAACAUGUUUGGUUGGCAAGGAGUGAGGACGGUCUUCGGUGUAUUCAUCCACUGGAGAAGCACUCUGUUUUAGAAUUUGUGGACAAAGAUGUUGGGGUUAUUGAGCCUGUCUUGCCCCCCACAAUGGAAAGUACUCCAUUCAAACUUGUGGAAGAAGUCAAAGAUUUGAAGGAGUUAGCUGCUAAGCUACGGAAUGUAAAUGAAUUUGCGGUUACUAAGGCUAGAAACCUAGUAAGCAAGCUUAUAGCUUGCUUUAGGGGCUUCACUGUGGCCUUAACCCGACUCCAAACAUGGGACUGUGACAAAUUGGUAUUGGAGCCAACAGUCAUGGGGAUCUCAAGACCUUUCAACAGCAAUUUGGACUCUUCUAAAACAAUAAGAGCAGGAUUGAACACAGACAAAUUAAUGACAACAGGAGAUCCUAGUGCAUAUUGGGAAUUUGUUUCGAAAACUAUCAGCACCUAA
This is a messenger RNA of Carica papaya (papaya), 1012 nucleotides long. NCBI's taxonomy places the organism in Eukaryota, Viridiplantae, Streptophyta, Magnoliopsida, Brassicales, Caricaceae. The record is from RefSeq and is a predicted model, not a curated record.